This is a messenger RNA of Penicillium nucicola, 444 nucleotides long. RefSeq names its product cupin domain-containing protein. Lineage: Eukaryota; Fungi; Ascomycota; Eurotiomycetes; Eurotiales; Aspergillaceae. The transcript has a single exon. The record is from RefSeq and is a predicted model, not a curated record. Bases 1 to 444 code for a protein of 147 amino acids. Gene Ontology annotation, cellular component: intracellular anatomical structure.
AUGGAGAUAUCCAUCGAAGAAAUCAACACUCGCUACCAAGAGCCAAUAACCAAAGCAGCAGGUCAAGUUCCAGAAAACAAAACCACUCAAACCACCAUCGACACACUAAAAAUGAUCCGACACAUUGAAGGCGGCUACUUCGUCGAAACUGACCGCGACAAGCAACUCACGCUCAACGCCGCAGGCGAACAGCGUUCCAUGUCGACUAGUAUCUUCUACUUCAUCACACCAAAUACUCCGAUCGGGGCUUUCCAUCGCAAUGCUAGUCGUACCGUGCACACCCUCCACCAUGGACGGGGUGUCUACAUUAUUGUGGUUCCGUUGGGCCCCAAUGGGAGUUUUGAUGACUACCGCGUUGAGACGUUUGUUGUUGGACAUGAUAUCGCUCAGGAGGAGAAGUUGCAGUGGAUUGUUGAGGGGGCUGUUAUAAAGCGAGUUUUUUGA